CCUCCCUGGGUGGAAUCAGUCAAGCCUCAAGAGAAGUCUGUGACUGCCACGCCGGUGCUGCCAGGGCAAACGUGUGCCAGGAAUUGAUGCAGGUCCCUUCAUCCCGUCCCCUCCCUGUUGCCGGUAGUGACCGGGCUGAGGGCGUGCCCUGCCCCUCUUUGGGCGACAUGCUGCUGUGGACGGCUCUGCUCUUCUUGGGUCCAGUUGUGGGGACACCUGCCCUCCCGAAGGCUGUGGUGGCCCUUGAGCCCCCGUGGAUCCACGUGCUCCAGGAGGACAAUGUGACGCUCAAGUGCCAGGGAGGCCACGCAGCUGGGGACCCCUCCACCCGGUGGUUCCACAACGGCAGCGCCAUCCCGGCGCAGGGCCGGCCCAGCUACAGCUUUCAGGCCAGCAAGGAGGACAGAGGCGAGUACACGUGCCAGACGGACCAGACCAGCCUCAGCGACCCCGUGUAUCUGGACGUGAUUUCCGACUGGCUGGUGAUCCAGACCCCUCGCCUGGUGUUCCAGAAGGGGGAGCCCAUCGUCCUGAGGUGCCACGGCUGGAGGAACAGGCGUCUGUACAAGAUCACGUUCUUCCAGAAUGGGAAAUCCAAGCAGUUUUCCUCGAUGAAUUCCACCUUCUCCAUCCCACGGGCAAACGUCAGCCACAGUGGCAAGUACCACUGCACAGGGCUAAUAUGGCCGUUGAUGCGGACGUCACAGUCUGUGGCCAUCACCGUGCAAGAGUCCAGUUGGAGUGACUCCUCAGUGACAGUGGUGAUUGUGGCUGUGGUUGUGGGCACUGUCGCCGUGGCCGUCCUCGCUGCCGUCGUGGCCUGGCUCCGCCGCAGGCAGAAGCAGACUUCAGCCAAUCUCACCAAUGAUGAAGACGCAGCCAAAAUUGAGGCUGAGAAUGCCAUCACCUAUUCCCUUCUCUUGCACCCGGAAGCCAUAGAGGAAGAGGCAGAGGAGCCGGAUUACCAGAACCACAUUUAAUCUCCAUCAUCUUGCCUGAGACCUGGGGAAGAGAAUCAGAGGGGCCAGGGCGCCUGGCCUGAACUCCCCUUAGGAAGGACAAGAGGGUGCUGCGGUUCCAAAGAAGAAGGACUCUUGCAGAGUGACCUGUGUGAAAACUGGUGCUCCCUGUCCUAAAAGUCACAGACAAUAUGGCCCCAGAUGACUGACUGUACUGACUCCUUCUGCGUCUCCGUCCUUCUCACCAUUAAGACUCUUCUGCACACAUUCACACAGCAGAUAAAAAAUUACAUUUAUUAAGAGAUUGUAGCAACAUGGAAAAUAUUUAUGUUACAAGUUUCACGAGGAAAAUUGUGGAAGUACGUACGGCUUCAGAAAUGAUGAAACAGACCAACGUUGGCCAACAUGCUAAAAGUGGUUGUUUCAGGGUGAUGGAAUUCAUUAUUGGUGCUUUCCAUUUUCCUUCUUUAUUUUUCUGUAGAGAUCGUGUAUUCCUUUUAUAAUAAAAUACUAUGAAAAAAACAACAUUCCCUUGCCCUGUUAAAGGCUGUAUUGGUUGGAGUGUAGACUCAUCUAUUUCUUUUGAGCAGUAAAAAUCUUGGGAAGGUAGUGAUGGGUAGGAGGUGGAGGAGAGGGAAGGUUUGGAGUGUAGGGUGAG
This is a messenger RNA of Hyaena hyaena (striped hyena), 1617 nucleotides long. RefSeq names its product Fc fragment of IgG receptor IIb (gene FCGR2B). Gene Ontology annotation, molecular function: transmembrane signaling receptor activity. The record is from RefSeq and is a predicted model, not a curated record. NCBI's taxonomy places the organism in Eukaryota, Metazoa, Chordata, Mammalia, Carnivora, Hyaenidae. Bases 87 to 980 code for a protein of 297 amino acids. Gene Ontology annotation, biological process: cell surface receptor signaling pathway. The transcript has 7 exons.